CGGAGACCGACUUCCAAAGUAGCGACUUAUCAAGGAUUAUGAGUGAUUACCGCUAAUCAGAUAGUGAGUAAAAUACAUAUGCAAGUCACCCAUGCGAGGCCACCACCCCUCAUGGCACGAGCUUUCUAAGAUUCAUGACCCACUCCUAGAGUGAUUGCGACUCGCCGAACUUGGAAAGCUCAACACCAGCUAUAAUAACACCCGACAGUCGCCUUCCUCUUCCGCAAUCUUCACAGCAACAUUUUGUCUGCACACUCCUAUACCUACAAGAUGCCCGGCCGACCAACCGUCAGUGCUUCCGACCCAGUGUUGGACGCAAUCGCGGUCAUCGGAAUCGGAUGUCGCUUCUCCGGAGGAGCUAGCUCGGUGGAAGAUUUCUGGCAGAUGUUAUGUGAUGGACGUACUGGACACGGAAAGAUCCCUCCCAGUCGAUAUGAAUCUUCAGCGUGGCACCACCCAAGCCAUGACCGGAAGGGCGCGAUCAACCAUGAUAGCGGGUUCUUUCUGAAAGAAGAUCCAGCAUGUUUCGAUGCGCCGUUUUUCUCAAUUACGGCUAAGGAGGCGGCGGGAAUGGAUCCAGCACAGCGAUUAUUGCUUGAGGUCGCCUAUGAGACCUUUGAAAAUAGUGGAAUCCCAAUCGACACACUACCAGGGAGUAAUACGGCUGUAUAUUCCGGUUCAAUGACCAAUGAUUAUGAGUUACUAUCCACGAGAGAUAUUUAUGACAUGCCUCAUAACGCUGCUACGGGAAAUGGAAGGACAAUGCUAGCAAAUCGCCUGUCAUGGUUCUUUGAUCUUCAAGGCCCGAGUAUAAUGAUGGACACAGCAUGUUCUUCCAGCCUAACAGCGGUUCACCUGGCAGCUCAAGCUUUACGCUCUGGCGAAUGUGGAAUGGCGCUGGUGACUGGUGCCAGUUUGAUUUUGCAUCCGAAUUUCACGCAGAGGCUCUCUUACAUGCAUAUGAUGAGCCCUGACGGUACGAGUCAUUCUUUUGAUGAGUCCGCUAAUGGCUACGGGCGAGGUGAAGGCAUUGGUGCUGUGCUGCUGAAGCCUGUUUCCGCCGCUCUGGCCGAUGGAGACCACAUUCGUGCCAUCAUUCGGGGCACCGGGAUCAACCAGGAUGGAAGAACUCCUGGAAUUACCUUACCAAGCCCAACAUCUCAGGCCAACUUGAUUCGAUCAACUUAUGAGAGACAUGGGCUUUCAAUGAGGGACACCGCCUACUUUGAGGCUCAUGGAACAGGCACACCGGUCGGAGACCCCAUAGAAUUAUCAGCGGUUGGACUGACUUUGGGCCAAGCCCGAACACCAACUGAUGAGCCGAUAUAUGUAGGCUCGGUGAAAACAAAUCUUGGUCACACGGAAGGAGCGGCGGGAGUUGCCAGUUUAAUUAAAGUCGUCCUCUGUCUGGAGAAGGGCAUGCUGGUACCAAAUGCCGGCUUCAAGAGCAUCAACCCCAAGAUCCGACUUGAUGAUUGGAGGAUUCGCCUAAGCAACGAUAUGAUACCAUGGCCGGAGCAUCUUCCACAGAGGGCUAGUAUCAACUCUUUUGGAUUCGGUGGAUCGAACGCUCAUAUCAUUGUUGAAAGCACCAAGAACGCCUUCAGGCUUUACGAGGAGGAAGAAGAGGCAACCCCUCACGUGGUGGUCUUCUCAACUUUUGAUCAACCUGGAAUUGAACGAAUCGGCCAAAGCUGGAGUGACUUUAUCAAGCGGCAACAAUCCCUCGAACGUGACAUCCCGUUGAAAGACCUCUCACACACAAUGCUUGCACGCCGAUCGCACUUGGGAUUCCGCAGCUUUGCAGUCGCCAACUCUCUGGACCAGUUGCGCAGUACUCUGGAGAAGGGUCUCCCCAAAUUCUCUCGGGCAAGUCGCAAAGCCCAAACGAGACUCGCCUUUAUUUUCACCGGCCAGGGUGGCCAGUGGGCCGGAAUGGGCAAGGAGCUUCUCAGAAUCCCAACUUUCAAAGAAAGCAUGGCUCGGUCCCAAGAGAUUCUUGCAUCACUCGGUUGUCCAUUCGAUAUUGUUCAGGAGCUUCGAGCAAGCGCAAAGGGCAGCCAGAUCAACCGACCCGAUCGCAGUCAACCCAUAACAUGUGCCCUGCAGAUUGCCCUUGUUGAUCUAUUGGCAAGCUGGUCCAUUUUUCCAAAUGCGGUGGCCGGUCAUUCCAGUGGUGAAAUUGCCGCUGCUUACGCUGCUGGAUUUCUCUCUCAAGCUGAUGCCAUGCGUGUGUCAUGGGUUCGCGGCUUUUACUCUCAGCAAAUCUCCGAGAGUGACAAAAGGGGAGGAAUGCUGGCCACGGGUAUAUCCUCAGAGGAUGCCCAAAAAUACCUUGAUGAGCUUCCUCCUCGCUCGGUGGUCGUUGCAUGCGUGAACAGUCCUUCGAGCACAACUCUGUCGGGUAAUGUGGACUUGAUCGAUCAACUUGAGAAGAAACUCCAACAAGACGGACAUUUCGCCCGCAAGCUACGAAUCGACACUGCUUACCAUUCUCCACAUAUGGAAGACUUAGUCGAGGUUGUCGGCAACGCAAUUGCAUGCAUCAAACCUGAAGACAGAUACGAUGGGACAAUUCCCAUGCUGUCUUCCGUCACCAAGAAACGAGUUCAUUCUGCCGAUGUGGGUGGACCGUACUGGGUGCGCAAUAUGGUCAGUUCGGUCGAAUUUACUGCCGCUGUCACGGAGCUGGCAAACUUGAGCGAAUCUAGCAAGACUCGCCGACGCCCAGUUCCCGUCAAAUGGACGACUCUGUUUGAAAUUGGUCCCCACUCGGUGUUGAAGGGCCCCGUCACACAGAUCCUGCAAAAGGUCAAUCCCAGCAUGACGACACUCCCAUACUAUACUUUAGUUGCACGCAAUAAAAAUGCUUUGCGAACAUCGAUGGAUGUUGCGGGAUCUCUGUGGAGCACAGGGCAUUCCAUUGAUCUUGCUGCGGUGAAUGACUGCGUGAAUCCUACGGCACCCAAGAUGGUCAUUGAUUUGCCUUCCUACCCCUGGAACCAUCAGAAUUCAUUCUGGCACGAGCCUUUAGAGACAGCUCAAUUGAGACAGCGCAAACACCCACGUCACGAUAUUCUUGGAGCUCCUUUGGACUACCAGAAUGCCCUUGAGCCUCGAUGGAGAAAUUUCCUACGACUUUCAGAGAAUCCCUGGAUGUCUGAUCAUGUCGUCGCCGGAACAAUUGUCUUCCCAGCCGCCGGCAUGAUGGUGAUGGCCAUCGAGGCCGCACGUCAGCUAGCGCAUGGUCAAGGCAAAGUCCAGGGAAUUGAGUUCCAAGAUCUGCACUUCAUGCGAGGAGUUGUUGUGCCCAAUGAGGAACGUGGCUUGGAAACUCUUCUCCAAGUUUCACCCCAUCCCGGGAUGGCAGGCUGGUAUGAAUUUGGGAUUUUCUCGCUCCCCUCCGGUGGUAGUUGGAUCCAGCAUGCAAAAGGUGCAUUCAUCCCCCGGUUUGAGAACCCCAAGCACAGCGAGCAUGCUGCAAACUGGGCGGCAACCCUGGCACGUAUCAAGGAUACACAGUCGAUUGCUCAGAAGGGGGAUCUUGAACAGGCAUACUCAUGGCUGUCUCAAACUGGAGGACUCACCGUGGGCCCAUGCUUCAAGACCACGGCGGAGGUUUUCUUCUGCGAAUCCGAACCCCGUAUUUGGUUGUCGGGAGUUGUGACUGAUACUAGGCAAGGCAUGCCGUAUGAGCGGGAGACGCCCAAUUUCAUUCACCCGACUACUCUCGAUUGUCUUUUCCAAUCCGCACUGCUGUCAUGCUCAGAAGCUCUCUCUAGCACUAGCGCCAAUAUUCCCAUUGGUGUGGAUCAUGCCUAUAUCUCGGACUGCUUCCAGCCUCAAACGGGUGAAGAAUUUAUCGUCCACACAGAGACACAGUGGCGGGAUGGAAAAUCCCAAUCUCAGUGCAUUGCUUCAGACCCCUCGUUAUCUCAGCCUUGGAUUACCUUCGACGGUGUCCAUCUUGGUCGCCUUCCCUUCAACCCGAACUCGCCAAAGCAAGAAGAAACUGGCUCCCAGAGUCGGUUUUCGUCUAUUAUCUGGGAUGAACAUUUGGAGUCACCGAUCAUCACUAGUCGAAUCUGUCCCGAUGGAACCAAGAGCAGCGCUGUUAAAGUCAGCGAGCUCCUGCUAAAAGAUUGGGUCGACCGUCUCUGCCAUACUAACGGUGAUGGAAAUGCGUUGAUUGCUACUUCCGACACGUCAAGUGCUUGGAUUCAAAGUCUCGCAAAGUACGGGCCGAACAGUGGAAAGCGUCCUUGCCUGAGAAAGGUGACCGCGGCUUUAUGCGGUGUAACAGAAGACAAACAAGCCACGAAUGACGUGUUGGGAGCCCAAAUUGUCCCAGCUGUCACAAUCGCUGAUCUUGCAUCUGCUGUCCCUCCGGAGGAAGCGUAUGACGUUAUCCUCAUCGAUGAGCUUGAUCUUUGGAAUGACAAUGCCUCUCAGCCCCUUCUGCCGUUCCUGAGCAGUGCUCUCGAUCGCGGAGGGUUUGCCGCUUUGAAGGUCUCCGAAUCGACCGUGGCUUUAGCAGCAGAAGCCCUGAAUGGAUUUGAUGGUCUUGAAAUUCACAGUCUUACUUCAGACCGUACCUUCAUUGUAGUUCGCAAGAAGCCGGCCUCGUGGACCACGGAUUCAGAGAUUUAUGUUUUGAGCAAUGACGACAAGUCAAAUUCCUCAUCUGUCUUUGUCCAUCUCGAGAAGGUGUUUGCGACUCACAAUGUCCGCGUGGUGCCUAUUGGUUUGGAUCAGGUAUCUGAGCAUGAAGGAAAGACGGUCAUCUCAUUGCUGGAUCUUUCUGGACCCUGGGUUACCAACUGGACACCAAAGGGUCUCCAGCAACUGCAGCAACUGGUUCGGGCCCAGUACGUGCUUUGGAUCUCGCCUUUCUGGGCUCAAGGAAACGUGCAAAAUGCUGCUCACGGCGCUACAGCCGGACUUUUGCGAACUCUCCGCAAUGAGCACUUCAGCACUACAAUUCCUCAACUACUGGUGGAUGUUGAUGAUCUGCAAGAUGAAUUCGGUCUGGCCUGUGGCAUUUUGCAGGUCAUGCAAUUGACUAUGCAGGAAAGCUCGCGUCGCGCUGACCUCGAAUACCGGCUGACAAAGAGCCGACUCUUGGUCCCCCGAGUUCUUCAGACUGCGGCGGUGGAUGAAGCAAUGUAUACUCUAUUGAAGGGGCCUAAGCCUGUCCCUGCCGAUCUCAAGCAUGAUGCAAGACCGCUUGAUCUGAAGUUCCAAGAUGGGAAGGAAGCAUACUGGGAGGAGAAGCAGGGCUUCAAAGAACUACAAGCAGAUCACGUUGAGCUAAAGGUAGAGAUGGCCACUGUCUUUGAUAUCAAUGGGGAUUCUGGAAAGACGCCUGAGUCAGCUCUUCCAAUGUUUGAGGUUGUUGGAAGAGUCAACCAAGUCGGAUCAGGCGUCCGUGACUUGGCCAUUGGUGAUAAAGUGUUGACCCUAACCUCCGCGGAAUUGGGACUUUCAACAACCUUGCGUGUUCCCGAAAGUGACACGAUCAAUAUGCCGGCUCUUGCGGAUCCAACGCAAGCUAUCUCGGCUCCUCUUGCAUAUCUGAACGCCCACCAAAUCUUGACUGAAGUUGGACGCCUGGGCGCUGGAGCCUCAGUUCUCUUGGUUGGCUCAAUCAGCCAGACCCUUCGAGCCAUGAUUGACUUUGCCCUCAGCAUGGACAUGGUGGUCAUCGUUGCGACUGACUGUCAAAACACCGCGGACGUCCUUUCCUCUCGCUACCCAAGCUUGAAGGAUAGGAUUCUUGGUAUUCACAGCGGACUGGAGGCGAGCGUGUCUAGACUGACCAAGGGUUGUGGAGUUGAGGCUACGAUCUCAUUCCUCGGUGGGUAUUCUGGCCGAGUUGCUGCCAAAUGCCUUGUUGGAGGAGGACAGUACAUCAACCUGUCCAAUGAGAUGAAGCUAAGCGCUCUUCCCGAAGGCUUCAUCGACAGCGGCUGCACUUUCUCCUCUCCACAGCUGCGAAGAGCCUUCUCUGAGAAGCCAGGCAGCCUUCAUGCUUCAGUUCGGAAGGUGAUGAGCUUCAUGAAGGACCAGCAACUGCUGCAUCGUGUGGAAGCGUAUCAGCUAUUCCCCGUUUCUGAUAUCCAGCAGGCUUUCCAAUGUUGCAAGGAGACCAAUGGCAGAGUCAUCGUUGACCUUCAAGCUCCAGGCCAAGUUCCUAUCAUUCUUCCAUUGCCGGAGUUUACAGAAUUGCCAUCUGAAAAGACCUACAUCUUGGCAGGUGGGCUAGGCACUCUCGGCCUCGCACUAGCCGAGACCUUGGUAGAGUCUGGAGCCCGUCAUUUGGUUUUCCUUGGCCGAUCAGGAGUUGCUCAAAAAGAGCAGAAGACUGCCCUUGAUUUGCUUCGGGGUCGUGGAUGCCGUGUAGAUGUCCUUCGCUGCGAUAUCUCCAAGGCGGAAGAUAUGGAGAAUCUCUCUUCGGAAAUCACCAAAAAAGACUGGAAUGUUGCCGGUGUCAUUCAAUGCACCACAGUUCUGAAGGAUGCCAUGUUUGAGAAUAUGACUUUCGAGGAGUGGUCACAGUCAACAGAUCCCAAGGUUCAGGGAACAUUGAGAUUGCACCAGCUGUUCUCUGAGCGAGAAGGGCUUGAAUUCUUUGUGACGCUCUCCUCUGUUUCCAGUGUCAUGGGUAACAUGGGGCAAGCUAACUAUUGCGCUGGUAACGGGUUCAUGGACGCGCUCAUGGAGUGGCGCCGAAACCAUGGCCUGGCCGGCAUUUCUAUCAACGCCGGUCUUGUCCCAGAUGCUAGCGGAGUCAGUGAUAUCGUGAAAGAUCAAGAGGAACGCCUUCGUCGAUAUAACAAUUUUAGAGGCACUGAGAUUUUAACCCACGAGCUUCAGACUCUGCUUCGAGUUAUCAUCAACAGCAAGCUCUCCCUUCCGCACCAGAUUAUUGCUGGUAUGGCGGACUCUCUGUCACGCAAGAAUGCACCCACCUCCUGGCUACUUGACCGCAAGUUUGAUCAUCGUCUCUCACUCGCGACUGAAGAAGAUACCUCCUCUGCCGCUUCUACGGCCACUUUGCUCAAGAAAGCCGAUUCUGUUGAAACGGCAGCUCAGAUUGUUCUCGAUGCUCUGAGCGAGUACUUGGCAACGGCCAUGGCUACAACGGCCGACUCUAUCGACGCUGAUUUACCCUUGUCAGCCUUGGGUGUGGAUUCACUCAAAGCAACUGACGUUCAAAACUGGGUCUCUCGUGACCUGGGCGCUGAACUGUCCUCAUUUGAAUUCCUCGGCUCGCAACCGACUAAGACGCUAGCCAAGAAAAUUGCCUCGGCCAGUUCGUUCGUCUCGGUGUCCAGCUGAGGGUCCCAUCGUGGACUUAGUGGUAACGAGUACGCAAGCAAUGUGACAUCCAGGAAUAUUGUAAGUGGUGGGGAUUGAUUUCUUCCUUGCUUUUGGCGUUUUGAGUGAAUUUUUGGGGCGUUCGCAGACUCUCGCAUCCCAACCGUUUUCCAAGAAUGUUAUGUCAUGCUCUAGUUUUAAAGGUAUCGCAUAAUUUCACGAAUUUUGUUUGAACAAUUAGGGGCCAUUGCUACAUAUCUUCAACGUUUCAUUACAUA
Penicillium brasilianum is the source of this 7598-nucleotide messenger RNA. The record is from the annotation of a GenBank genome assembly. Lineage: Eukaryota; Fungi; Ascomycota; Eurotiomycetes; Eurotiales; Aspergillaceae.